AUGGAUUCAACCGCUCAAACGGGGCAUAAUGGUGCUGAUUGGCAAGAAGAGAUUUAUCUAAAAAUACAAGCCAUGAAAGAUGCGCAUUUUGCUGAGCUGCAGGAAUUCCAUAUGAAGAUCACCCAGCGAUAUCAGCAGAGUGAGAUGUUGCCUCAUGCAAAGCAAUCAGAGAAUUUUGAGAAAUUGAAAAACUUCAAAAUCUUUCUGGAACGCGUGUUAGCUUUCCUUCAGAUCUCUAAAAGUAGUAUUACAAUUAACCUCAAAGAAAAACUUCCUUAUUAUGAGAAACAAAUAAGUGGAUUGUUAAAUUCAAAUAGAAGGCCAAGAUUAUUUCCUGUACAGCAGCAAGGCCAGCAGCAGCUACAGCAUGCUGUUGGACAUGCUCAAAGCACAUCCCAGCAUCAACCAUCUCAAGUUUUACAAGUGCAGCAGCAUGAAAAUCAUGGAAACCAGGUGCACCAAUUGAAUAUGCCAGGUUCUAUUACAACUAUGCAAUCAGCAGUGACCUCCGGUAUGCAACAUGGGUCCAUGACAUUACCAACUUUAGCUGCUCCUGCAGCACAACUGAAUGCAACAAAUUCAGUCCAGUCUGCCUCUGAAUUGGAUCUGGUCCAAGUGAAUUCUUUUGGUUCGCUGCAACAAGGUUCGGUGGGCUCAGUACAACAAAGUGGUGUUGUGCCUUUGCAGAAUUCAAUUAGUGCUGCCCAGCAAACCAACCUUAACAAUCUGUCACAAAGCUCUCUGAGUGGAUUGCAACCUAAUGCAACCUCAAUGCAAAACUCUAAUGUUCUACAGCAGCAACAUUUGAAGCAACAACAGCAGGAACAUUUGAUGCAACAUCAGCAAUUAAAGCAGCAGAUGCAGCAACGCCAAAUCCAGCAUCAAUUGCUUCAGCAGCAACAAAGACAACAACUGCUACAGCCACAGCAGCCACUGCAACAACAGCAGACGCUGCAGCAACAGGUGCAUCUACAACAAAAGCAGCAGCAACCUUCACAAUUGCCAGUGCACCAGAUUUCACAACUUCAUCCUAUGAAUGAGCUAAAUGAACUCAAGUCCAGGCAAGGAUCCACCAUUAAACCAGGAAUAUACCAACAGCCACAGGCCUUUGCAGGAGUCCAGCGCCAUAACUACUAUCAUCAACAACUUAAACCUGGUGCUUCUUUUCCAAAUUCAUCUCCCCAAAAUCUACAGGCUUCAUCCCCUCAAAUUUCUCACCAUUCUUCACCUCAAAUAGAUCAGCAUGCUUUGUUGCCAGCUGUUACAAAAACUGGUACACCUAUGCACCCAACAGGUUCACCCUUUGUUGUGCAAUCUCCUUCUACUCCGCCUGUUGCCCCAUCUCCCAUUCCAGGAGACUCCGAGAAACUAGUGUCCACUGCUGUUUUACUUCCAACUACAGGACAAACUACCCAUCAACAAACUGGCAUUGCACCACUUCAAUCCCAGUCAAUUGCUGUUGCGACACCUGGAAUAUCGGCGUCUCCUUUGCUAGCAGAAUGCUCAGCAAGUGCUUCUGAGCGACCAGUGGAACGUUUAAUUAAGGCGGUACAAUCAUUGUCUCCAAAAGUCCUUGCCUCUGCCAUUAAUGAUAUUAGUUCUGUUGUUAGCAUGAUUGACCGGAUUGCCGGAUCAGCACCGGGCAAUGGCUCGAGAGCUGCUGUUGGUGAAGAUUUAGUUGCAAUGACGAAGUGCCGUUUGCAAGCAAGAAAUUUCAUGUCGCAAGAUGGAGGUGCCACCACGAAGAAAAUGAAGAGGCACACAUCUGCCAUGCCAUUAAAUAAUGUUUCUUCGGCAGGCAGUAUAAAUGAAAAUUUUAUGAAAUUUGGUAGUCUUGAUUCAGCUGAUUUGGAAUCCACGGCAACUUCUCAUUUCAAAAGAAGAAAACUAGAGGGCACCAUUGCUCUGCAUGAGGAAAUCAGGGAGAUAAACCAGCAGCUUAUCGACACGGUGGUUAAUAUAUGUGACGAAGAUACUGAUUCUGUUGCUGCUGCAUUCGAAGGCGGUGGAGAAGGGACAAUCGUUAAAUUCUCCUUCACCGCCGUCGCGUUCAGUCCCAGUUUAAAAGCUCAUUUUGCUUCAAUGCACAUGUCCCCAAUAGCUCCUUUGAGAUUGCUGGUUCCUUCCAGUUAUCCAAAAUGCUCUCCCCUACUUCUUGGCAAGCUUACAAUUGAACCCAGCAAAGAGUUUGAAGAUCUGUCUAUGAAAGCGAAGUCGAUGUUCAGCAUCUCUCUUCGAUGCCUUCCGCAGCCGAUGUCCCUCGGAGAAAUGGCUGGGACUUGGGAUGCCUGUGCUCGCAAGGUGAUUGUUGAGUAUGCACAACAGAGUGGAGGGGGGAGCUUCAGCUCAACCUAUGGUGCCUGGGAGAACUGUGUUGGUGCUUGAUCCACUUCAAUAAAUAUAAACCAACUCCCUUCAUUUAUUCCCCCUUGGGGCUUUGUGUGUUAAUAUUCGCUGCAGAUUCUCAGCUCUAUUCAAUCAAUAAACACCAAUAAAAAUGUUUCAUGCUAUUUAUAUAGAUAUAGAUAUGUUGUCGUCUGUGAUAUAUUUAUGUGGUAUUUAUUAGCGAAGGAAAGGCUGUUUUGGUUUAGGCAUUGAGAACUGGUUUCAGCUGCUUUUGUUUAUUUGAUUGGUGAAACACUUGUUAUGUAAAUGUAAAAAUUUAUUGA
Molecule: messenger RNA, 2669 nt
Organism: Phalaenopsis equestris
Lineage: Eukaryota; Viridiplantae; Streptophyta; Magnoliopsida; Asparagales; Orchidaceae
Product: mediator of RNA polymerase II transcription subunit 15a
Exons: 7
Coding region: 1-2385 (794 amino acids)
Molecular function (GO): chromatin DNA binding; transcription coactivator activity
Source: RefSeq, a predicted model, not a curated record